Molecule: messenger RNA, 1259 nt
Organism: Eptesicus fuscus (big brown bat)
Lineage: Eukaryota; Metazoa; Chordata; Mammalia; Chiroptera; Vespertilionidae
Gene: CD68
Product: CD68 molecule
Exons: 6
Coding region: 99-1070 (323 amino acids)
Cellular component (GO): membrane
Source: RefSeq, a predicted model, not a curated record
UUAAAGACUUCCAUUUCCUCCUUUUCCAAAAGGAGGCAGGGAAUAGGGUAGACUGGGUAAGCUGGCGAUACACUACCAAGAACUCCGGCUGCUCCGCCAUGAAGUUUGCUGUGCUUUUCCUGGGGGCUGUGCUGGGCCUACUAGCAGCCCAGGGGACAGGGAAGGACUGUCCUCAUAAGAAAUCUGCCACUCUGCUACCAUCCUUCACGGUGACGCCUACAGCUACAGAGAGCACAACAAGCCCUGGAACAACCAGCCACAGAACUACCAAGAGCCACAGCACCACCACCACAGGCACCAGCCAUGGGCCCACAACAGCCACUCACAAUCCUGUCACCAUGACAAGCCACGGGAAUACCACAGUUCAUCCAACAAGCAACAGCACCGCCACCAGUCCAGGAUCCUUCACCAGUUCGCCCCACCCAGGACCACCUCCACCCUCUCCAAGUCCCAGCCCAGGCUCCAAGGCAGCUGUAGGAGACUACACUUGGACUAAUGGUUCCCUGCCCUGUGUCCGUCUCCAAGCCCAGAUUCAGAUUCGAAUUCUGUACCCAACCCAAGGUGGAAGAGAGGCCUGGGGCAUCUCUGUACUGAACCCUAACAAAACCACGCCCCAGAGAGGCUGUGAGGGUGCCCAUCCCCACUUGCUUCUCUCAUUCCCCUAUGGACAGCUCAUCUUUGGAUUCAAGCAGGAACCACUGCAGAGCACUGUUUACCUGAACUAUGUGGCUAUGGAGUACAAUGUGUCCUUCCCGCAAGCAACCCAAUGGACAUUCUCAGUUCAGAAUUCAUCCCUUCGAGAACUCCAAGCCCCGUUGGGCCAGAGCUUCAGUUGCAGAAAUGCAAGCAUCAUUCUUUCACCAGCUUUCCACCUCGACCUGCUCUUCCUGAAGCUACAAGCUGCUCACCUAACCCCUACAGGGGCCUUUGGGCCAAGUUUUUCUUGUCCCAGUGACCAAUCUACAUGGCUGCCUCUUAUCAUCGGCCUGAUCGCCCUCGGCCUCCUCACCUUGGUGCUUGUUAUCUUUUGCAUCUCCCGGAGACGUUCACCCGCCUACCAGCCCCUCUGAGCCUUUGUCCCAACGCCCAGGGCACCACUCAGCUGACUCAGAGACAAAGUUAUCUUCCUUCCCUCUCGGUCUUGAAGAACAAAAUCAAAGAUAAUGCAACUGGGAGAACUGAAGGGAGGUGUUUAUUAAAUAUGACAUUCCCUCUCCCCCUUCCCCAAUGGGAGAAUAGUAAAGCCUACUCAAAUCUUU